This is a messenger RNA of Monoraphidium neglectum, 1578 nucleotides long. RefSeq lists its product as hypothetical. The record is from RefSeq and is a predicted model, not a curated record. The transcript has 4 exons. NCBI's taxonomy places the organism in Eukaryota, Viridiplantae, Chlorophyta, Chlorophyceae, Sphaeropleales, Selenastraceae. Bases 1 to 1578 code for a protein of 525 amino acids.
AUGUUGGCUCUUACAGACGGCGGCGACGCGGCGCCCCGCACGCGGCCGCCAGUGGGUGAUCCCCGGGAGGCGCUCGCCAACAAGCGGCACAGGCUCAACGAGGUGGCGUGGGGUGUCUCGGGCGGGACCCAGCCGCUGGUGCAGGGCGGUGUGCAGAUGGGUGACAAGGAGCGGGGCGGGGAGCGGGCCGCGGGGUCGCAGCCUGCGCCGCACCUGCUGGACGUCUUGGCAGCAGCUGGCGCGGCCCUGGGCCUGGAGCUGGAGCCGACGGGGGCGCGCAAGCGGCAGCAGGCGCUGCGCACCGUGCGGCGGCAGCGCACACUCAGCCCCUGCGAGCGGCGCAGCGGCAGCAGCGGCGACGGCGGUGCGGAGGAAUCCCAGACCCUGCGCGCUGCGGCCCUGUCAUUCCUGCCCGCCGCGGCGGCUCACGGCCUGCUGCUCCUGCCAGACCUGGUAGCGUUGGCCACGCUGCACGAGCCCGCGGUGGUGGCGGUGGCCAGGGAGCUGCGCCUGAUGCUGAUUGGCCCCGGCUUCGGCGGCGCUGUGGGUGGCGUGGUGCCGCCUGCAGACCCCUCUGCGCGGGUGGCCACGGGCACAGAGGCCGGCGACUUUGGAGAGGCCGCAGUCUUGCAGGCGCUGCAGAGUCAGCUGCGCACAGACCGCGCAGCCGAGGCCGCGGCGGCAGAGCUGCUGCCCGCCACCUGCUGCGGCCUGGUUGCUGCGGGGCUCAGAGGGGCAGGCGCAGCUGGCGCGGAAGCGCCACUGCAGGCAGCUGUGGGGGCUGAGCUCCUGGGCCCAGGCGCUCGGCAUGCUGCCUGCUGCGCGGCGGCCGCGGCACUCGCCGCCCACGCGCCGCUGCGCACGCUGCUGCUGUCGGACGCCGCCGCGCUGUACCAAGGGAUGUGGGCACCGCAGCCAAUGGCUGGCAUGGCCGCCGUGCUGGACGGGGCGCCCGCCAGUCCGGCACGCCCGUGGGCGCUGCCGCACCGCCUUGUGUUGCAGUCGCUGGCAGCGGGCGCGCUCCACGUGAUGGCGCCAGCAGGCUGCUUGGUGCUGGAGCCCGCUGCGGCCCAGGGCCAGGGUCGUGGCGCCCAGAAGGGUGUCCUGCACGACCCACACGCGCUGUCCUGGCGAAUGCUCAGGGCCGCAGUGCCUGCGGAGCCGCCUGAGGGCUCGCCGCUGCGCUCGCCGGAUGCCCCGGCGGCGCUGGGCUUGCUGGCCGCGUGCCGCAUGGCGCGGCCUGGGUGGCUGGACGCAGCUUGGGCGGCGGCGUCAUUGCAGCUUGACGAGGCGCAGCUGUCAGAGGCCCUGCGGCGCGACGGGCAGCACGCCAAGCAGGCGCUUGUGAUGAUGCGGCCCGGAGCCGGCGGCAGCUCCCGCGACCGUGCCCUGUGCGGCGCACUCCUGGCCUGCCUCUGGUCGGCAGCCAGUGGCGCCGCGGCGCCCACACGCGAUGCCACGUCCGCGGCGCUGUGCCUUGCUGAGCUGGCGUCGGCAGCGGGGCGCGGCGCUGGUGACAUGCUGCUGCAGCGCAUCCAGGGGCUGCUCAAGGUUCGCAGGGGAGGGGACCCCGCUUAG